Epinephelus fuscoguttatus (brown-marbled grouper) is the source of this 935-nucleotide messenger RNA. RefSeq names its product nucleoredoxin-like protein 1. Lineage: Eukaryota; Metazoa; Chordata; Actinopteri; Perciformes; Serranidae. The record is from RefSeq and is a predicted model, not a curated record. Gene Ontology annotation, biological process: photoreceptor cell maintenance. Bases 204 to 866 code for a protein of 220 amino acids. Gene Ontology annotation, cellular component: mitochondrion. The transcript has 4 exons.
GCCGUCAAGGUGAAGGAGACACAGUCAAUGAGUGAACGUGGUAUAAAGUGACAGGCUGGGAACUGAUUCAAGUACGACCCAGGAGGAGUUGAAAAGAAAGAAAAAAAACUAUAUUUUGAAGGCUGUUUUCUUUUUGGAUUUGCGGCCUCAAGGGGAGAUAAUAUUUGUGAGAGCCCCAGUCCUCCUUCCUGUGACACCUCAUCAUGGUGGACCUGUUCGUUGACCGGGUCCUGGUGAAAAACAACAAGGACCAGGAUGAGCUGGACACAGAACGAGAGAUCGUCAUGCGCCUGCAGAACCGCAUCCUGAUGCUCUUCUUUGCAUCUGCUGCAUGUGAGAGCUGCCAGCAGUUUGCUCCCACGCUCGCCGACUUCUUCAAAAGAUUGACAGAUGAAUUUUAUGUGGACCGCGCUGCUCAGCUCGUUCUCCUGUAUAUUAGUUUGGACCAGUCAGAGGAACAGCAAGAAAGCUUCCUCAAAGAGCUGCCCAAGAAGUGCCUGUUCCUGGCCUAUGAGGACCCCUACAGGAGGGAGCUGGAGGCCAUGUUUAAUGUGCAGGAGCUACCCACAGUGGUGGUGCUGCGGCCCGACUGCUCCAUCCUCAUCCCGAAUGCAGUGGAGGAGAUACUCGGCCUCGGCCCGGGCUGUUACCGCAACUGGCAGGAAGCGGCGGAGCUCAUUGACAGGAACUUCAUGAUCAACGAGGACUUUGAGGAGAAGUCCAUGCGAAGCUUGAGUGACCCGGUGAGAAGGCUGAAGUACAAGGUGGAAGACGAGAAGAAGAAGAACAAGAAGAAAAAGCGCAAAGGGUGGGGUGGAGGUGGAGAGGAAGAUGCAGAGGUGGAUGGAGGAGGGCCUUCAUGGUGAUGGAGGCCAAGAACAAGAGGACAAGACUGAGAGUUUCUCCAAAAGUUGCCAUGAUUAGCAAUUAAAGCU